Messenger RNA from Micropterus salmoides (largemouth bass), 2810 nucleotides. RefSeq names its product brain enriched myelin associated protein 1 (gene bcas1). The record is from RefSeq and is a predicted model, not a curated record. The coding region runs from base 117 to 1784 and encodes 555 amino acids. The transcript is spliced from 16 exons. Gene Ontology annotation, biological process: myelination. NCBI's taxonomy places the organism in Eukaryota, Metazoa, Chordata, Actinopteri, Centrarchiformes, Centrarchidae.
GUUAGUCAGGAGCAGUGGAUCCAUUUCUCAUAAGGAGCAUAUCAUUAGUUUGACUUGUAUAAGUAUAACGAGGGUUUCUUUCUAUUUCAUUUCUUUCAGUUGAAUGCGGCAAAACUAUGGGAAACGAGAAUUCCAAGAACAAGAAUGAGACAAGUCCUGAGAAGCAUGAAAAUGGAUCAGUGAAUGGCCUCUCUGCUAACAUCACAUCAAAUGGAUUGGAGAUUGAUGUUAACAGUGAGACCACAGUCAAGCAAAAUGGCGGGCCCAUCUCCUUAAACCUUGCCAAAGAAACGACUGAGCCUGAUUCUGAGAUUGUUGAAUCAGACUGUAAACCGACGGACGCUCCAGUCAUUUCUGACAUCCCUGUAACCACCGUCCAGGAGGUGGUGGAAGAGGUCAUGAAAAGUAAAGAAGUAAAAGUCCAUCUUUUUGGCAAGAUGUUCAAAAAGAAAGCAGAACGUUCAGCUGAUGUCAAGAGUGUUCAAGAAAAAACGACCUCAAAUGAAGAUCAAACAGAUGUAAGUCUUCCUGCCACUGAUCCACAGCCGGAGCCAGCUAUCCUAGAGCAAGAACCUGAACCAUUAAGGGAGCCAGAACGUGUGACUAUUGACCCGGGUCCAGAGGGAAAAAAAGCUCCUGAAACUGACGAGAGAAACAGCCAACCUUUGGAAAACCAAGAGGACAGUAACCCAGAAAAGAAUCUAGUUAUGAACUUCUUCAAAACACUAGUGACUCCCACUAAAACAACCAAAAAGGAAACAGCCACUCCUGAUGCCACAAAAGAUCAGUCCCAGAAGGAGACCCAACCAGCGGCAACCACCACUGUUGCACAAGUAUCUGAGCCCCCUGUAGCACCCAAAGGAAUGUCUAUCCCACCACCACCUCCUCCAGAGCCACCAAAAAUGGAAAUCAAAGGAGAACCUGCAGCCAAACCUGUAAAACCCAUAUCAAAAGAAGAGACAAAAGCUGCUGCAAAGGAACCCGAGUCCUCAAAAGGAAAAUCAGCCAAAGAUACUCUGAGCAAAUUCUUCCGACCAAAGGUACUGCUAGGCGUCAAGGCAUCCAAAGGCAAGGGUGCUUCAGCAAGUGGAGCCAAUGCCCCCGCCAAGACUGCAGCAGUGACAAUCAAGGAGGCACCACAGCCAGCACUAGAAGUAAAGGUACAACCAGUUGUAGAAGUACAGAGAGAAAAUAUUGUUGAACCUCAUGAGACAGCAGAGGAGGUUGCACAGCCAGUUGUAAAAGAGCAGAUGGUGGAAAAGGCACCACCGCCAGUGGUAGAAGCUGAGAAGGUGGAUCCCUCAAAAGCCAGCACUCUGGAGGCUGCUGCAAAGCCAGAACCGCCACCGCCUGUUCAGGAAGAAAAGAAAACAGCCUCAAAAUCACCUUUCCUUUCUUUCUUCAAGCCUAAAGUACUGUUAGACCACAUGACAACAAAAGUCCAGGCAGCCUCCACAAGUGGAGUUCGACUCCUCAGGAGAACAACUGGACUGCCUGCUGAUCCAAAGAAGGCGACCCCUGCCCCAGCGGCAGAGGCAGCUCCGACAGUUAAAGCCAAGGAGGAACCCAAACCGGCAGCCAAGUCAUCAGAGGCGGUUGUAGAUAGCAAACCAGCUUCAGUGGCCACCCAAGCUGCGGAUGAAGCAGCCAAUGUGCCCAGGAAAUUGGAAAAGAGGAACUCCAUCCACCUGUUCUUUAAAAAUCUGAGUCAGAAACGUAACUCUACAGAUGCUGGGGUCCAGACAGAGCCAGUAACUGUCGCUCCAGCUGAAAAGACCAAGUGAAACCAAAACCAACAGUGACGUUUCCCUGUACAGACUCCCUCCCUCUUUCCUGUCCUUACUCAAUCUUUAUCUCUCUCUCUCUCAUCUCCCUUUCAACCCCUAUUCAAAUACUUUAACUACAUUUUUUUGUUUUUGUUACUGUUUAGAAGAUACAAUAUGAAAAGAAAAGUGACUGGGAGGAUAAAUGCAAGUGAACAAUUGUGAGAAAGAUGAACAGUGGGCAGGUAGUCGAACUGGUGGUGAUUUGAAUUGGUGAAAUGGUUGAUGAGAUAUAUAUAUAUUUUUAGUAAUAUAGAUAUCUUGACAAGUAUAGCAAUGUGAGUGUGAAACCUUUUCUACAGGUAUUUAAUGUGACUUCUCUUUGUUCUUGCAACUUGACAUACUGGGCUUAUGCAAUAGACUGUACCAUGCUUUGCUUUCAGCAAUUAACAUGUCAAAAACAUUUAAAAACACAUAGUCAUAUACAACCUAUUUUUACAGUUACCAUACCAGAAAAAUCAUGCAGUUGUGGCAAUGCAGAGAUAAAAUGAAAUUAUACUGAAAAAAGUACUUAAAUGAUACGUUAAAAUUGAGAACUGAUUAAGCUGAUAAGAGGAGCUUGUUUAUAUAACAAAAUGCACUUAACGAUUUUUCUAACUUUAUGUAAGCUAUAUGUAGAGUAAAGCACAUACAUAAAUAUCCUAACAGUCAUAUAUUGGGAUAUAUGGGAAAAUCACAAUCUUUACUGUUUACUGUGGGGAACUGAUUGUAAGUGUUCACAUUAACAAAUGCAUCUGAGGUAGCAAAAUGGUGUCAUUGUGCAAAUGUGUCCUUGUGGUACGUUUUGCAGCAGUCAUAAAUCACAGUCGAUUAGCUUUUAAUUUGAUUGCAGCAUUUUUUGUCAAGUAAUUAAAUGAAAGUCUUGUGGUGUUAGUCAUUUGUUUUUGGCAUGUGCAAUUAAUAUCAUGCUUUUGUUUUCCUAUAUGUAUGUAUGCGUGCAUGUGUAACUUCAGCCAAUUUGAAGACAAUAAAUAUGUUCACCAUUCA